CUAUGGGUAUUACCAAGCCAUUGCAGAACCGGAUUUGGGGGGGGAGCUUGGCUUUGCAUUGCGCAUGCGGUUAUAGCGGAGGGACGUUUAAACGGUAGCGUGGAGUUCGUUUAAAACUGUUCGGUUAGAAUGGACGUUAGCAACGGCCGGCCUGUUUUAGCAGGUGUUGUAGCAUAUGUUGAAGUAUGGUCAUCCAGCAGAACGGAAAACUACUCAAAAGCCUUUACUCAACAGCUCCUUGAUAUGGGAGCAAAAAUUUCUAAGACUUUGAAUAAACAAGUUACUCAUGUGAUCUUUAAAGAUGGAUUCCUGUCUACGUGGAAUAGAGCUCAAAAAGCUGGAAUUAAACUAGUGUCAGUACUUUGGGUAGAAAAAUGCAGAGAAGUUGGAAUGCAUAUUGAUGAGUCAUUAUAUCCUGCAAUAAAUACUAAUGAAGGGUUACCUCAGUUUAUUAAAAAGCACAAAUGCAUGCAGCCCAAAGAUUUAUUUGGGAAAACUCCAGAGACAGAUCGUAGAUUACAAAAAAGAAUGGAAACUAUGGUUAAAGAAUUAGAAAUGCAAAGAGCAGCAACAGAAACAGACAUACCUGUUUUAUUAUUUGAAGAUGAUGGUUCACUGGUAUACAGCCCGGCAAGUAAAAUAAAGUAUCAGCGCAGUGUAAUGGAGAGAAGAAUAAAGGACAUGAAGGAGAAAAGAGAAAAUGUUUCCCCUACUGCUUCACAGUUAUCUCAGAUGUCUGACAUUGACCCUGCUGUUGUGUCUGCAACCUCAACUUCAGCAUUGACUUCAGAUCUUGAGAGUAAUCACCUUUUAAAUUCAAGUUUUGCCAAUUUGGUUGGAAGUCCCGAAACCAAGAACCUUGGAAAGAAAUCAAGCAACUGUUUAGCUAGUACUGAAACUGUGAUGGAUGUUUCCAGAGCUGAAUUAUAUACCUCUUCUGGUUCCCCAAGUGACUCGCAAUACAAAGGCCUAAAGCAAUUGAGUGGUAAAGAUUUAUACACUAAUUCAAUCCUACCUAACAAAGGAUGUGAUUUCGUUGUCAAAAAGUCACUAAUUGAUAUGUCUACUACUCCAGAAUGCAGAGAUGGUAUUGACUGGUUUUUAGGCAUUGCUGAUAAUCCCCUUCCUCAAGUGAAAAAUGUGGACCAUACAGUUUCUGUUGAAAAUAUAGUCCAUUGUGAACUUACUGAAAAUAACAGUAGUUCUGGCAAUGACUUUCCUUCAGUUGAUCUAAUCAAUACUCCAGUAACAACUAAAGAUUCUUCUCUUUGCAAACAACGAAAAUAUAGAAGGAAAUCAAGCCUUAGACUGAAGGCAUCUAUAUCACAUGAUAAAGAACCUCAGAAUGAUUUCUUACUUGCAUUGCUUACUCCAAUUAAGUCUACUAAAGAUCAAGAUUCUUCUUUUGAAGAUUGUUUUUCAUCUAACCUUAUUAAAAAUAAAAUAAGAGCUAGCCUUACAUGUCAGCAAAAGUUACAGAAUGACAAGGAAAUUAAGUAUAAUUCUCCCAGAAGCAAACUAGAAGGUAUGUUGCAAAGUUCUAGUCCAGUAAGUACAAGUUACAACAGAAAGAGGAAAAGAGUGACUGAGAUUACUGAGGAUGCAGUAAAUGAGCCCAGGCUAUCUACAUUUCUUCAAAGGAGAAACACAGGUGUAAAUUGUACAUCAAAUACUGAAAAUGGAAACGUAGAAACUUCAGACUGUUUUUUAAAUUCCAACAUUCAGGAACAGAUCACAACCAGUUCUACAGCUGAUAAUGCCAAAUUUUCAACGAGUGAUGCUAAAAACACUGCUUGUAAAUCUUUGGGGAACCAUACGAAUGAGCCUGAUAGGAAAUUAAAGAUUACUAGGAGAAUUGAAAAGCCUUUGAGAACAUUAGUCAUGACAAGCAUGUCUCCUGAAAUGCAGAAAAUAACUCUGCAGGUGCUGAAAAAGCUGGGUGGUUUUCUGACUUCUGAUGAAGUAUGCAAAAAUACAAGUCAUGUAAUUGCAGGGAGCCCCCGUCGGACUUUAAAUAUACUUAUGGGAAUUGCUCGAGGCUGCUGGAUUGUCUGUUAUGAUUGGGUUUUGUGGUCUCUGGAACAUGGCUAUUGGAUUUCUGAAGAGCCAUUUGAAUUGUCAGUGGAUUUCCCUGCAGCUCCUAUUUCCCGCUUUCAGCACAAUAUUCUAAAACAAAACGUGUAUCAAAAACUCUUUGCCAAUCAACCUAUAAUGUUCAUAUCUCGCACAAGUCAGCCCCCCUAUCAGAAGCUCUGUGAGCUGGUACAGCUUUGUGGAGGAAAAAUAUGUAAAACUCUCCGUCAAGCUAAAAUUUGUAUUGGACAGUGCAAAGUUGGAAAGUAUGUGGAUAUGCAAUGUUUAUCAGAAAAAUGGAUUAUAGAUUCAAUCACCCAGUACAGGAUCUGCCCUCUGGAAAACUACUUGUUUCAGAACAAGGUUUAGUCUGCCUCAAGGAUCAAUUAAUGCCAUAAAAUGUGUGCUUCAUCUAAGAAAUGGAACAAUUAAUACUACUAUGUUUCAGGUUUGUGAGUGUUGAACAGGUUGAAAGCUAAAUGUAUGUAUUGUAAAAACAAAACAAGCAAACAAACAAAACAGGGUAAUAUUGAAACAGGGAAGGAACAGCAGCUCUAAAAUCUAUACACAAUCCUACCCAGAACAUGAUCUCGGCAAAAAAUACCAUGUCAACAGGUGCUGAGUAGCAGAUUUAAUAUAAAUCUGUCAGCAGAGCUAGAACUUGAGACAAUUCCAAUUCCUCCUGUGAUCCCUUAACCUGCAGAACAGAAACUAUGUCACCUGGAUAGAUAUCUGCUAAUGUAAUGUUUGAUUUCAUCCACUGUACUUAACCUAAAGAACUAUUUUAUCUCACUGGAUGUUACACUAAGCUAUUUACACUAAGUAAAUAGAUCCAUCUGAUAUAUAUUAAGUCAAAGCCAAUACUAUGAAGACAAAAUAGAUGAAGCAGACUAUUUUUUUUUAAUUAUGUA
Messenger RNA from Pseudonaja textilis, 2984 nucleotides. It is a transcript of the gene MCPH1, whose product is annotated as microcephalin 1. NCBI's taxonomy places the organism in Eukaryota, Metazoa, Chordata, Lepidosauria, Squamata, Elapidae. The record is from RefSeq and is a predicted model, not a curated record. Gene Ontology annotation, biological process: mitotic cell cycle.